AUGCCCCGCCCAAAACGAAAUCUCCUCGCAACCGUUGAAGACACGCUCACACCUUUGGAUGCGCUCUCUGAAGGCCAAGCCAUCGCUCGAGUCACAAAAGCUGCCGGGAACAACCUCUACAGUGCGGACUUGCCUUCGGGAAAGCCGGUGCUGGUGGAGCUGGAAGCAAAGUUUCGCAGCACGAUAUGGAUAAAACGCGGAAGCUAUGUAGUUAUAGAUAUGAAGGGGCUUGCGGAUCGAGAUAACAAGCUGGAUGGCGAGAUUGUGAAUGUGGUGAGAGACGAAAAGCAAUGGAGGAAGAUGAGCUACUGGCCUAAGGAAUUCGCUAAGAAAUCGGCGUACCCUGGGGAUAGCGAUGAGGAGGAGUCGACGGUUGGGAAGAUGCCGCCGGUGGAAUCGGAUGAGGAGUGA
This is a messenger RNA of Lindgomyces ingoldianus, 411 nucleotides long. Its product is annotated as nucleic acid-binding protein. Gene Ontology annotation, biological process: translational initiation. NCBI's taxonomy places the organism in Eukaryota, Fungi, Ascomycota, Dothideomycetes, Pleosporales, Lindgomycetaceae. The transcript has 2 exons. The record is from RefSeq and is a predicted model, not a curated record. Gene Ontology annotation, cellular component: nucleus. Bases 1 to 411 code for a protein of 136 amino acids. Gene Ontology annotation, molecular function: translation initiation factor activity; RNA binding.